UCCCGCGACAUUUGUUCCGUUGAUAAGAGUGAAACAGAUAAAGAGAAAGAGCCCCAACACAGCCAAAACAAAGCAAAGAUCUUUUGCAGGAUAAGAGUUUCUCUCUAAGCUCCAAUGAACUCUCGAGAUAUUGCACUCGUCUCUACCUCUGCAGUUCUCGGUGCUUUGAUUUCAGCACUAGCCUUUCGCGCCUUCUCACCAAACCCUAAAAACCCCAAAUCCCGACGAGUUAGUAGUUGUUCCACCGAAAUCACCGCAAUUUCCAGAAGAUUCCCACCUGAAGAUCCUUUCAGUCCUCUGAAACGAAAAGGGUACUUAUCAUGGGACGAUUAUUUCAUGGCGAUUGCAUUCUUAUCAGCAGAACGAUCAAAGGAUCCUAACAGGCAGGUUGGUGCGUGUUUGGUGAGUCAAGAUGGUAUAAUUCUGGGGAUUGGCUAUAAUGGUUUUCCAAGAGGCUGCUCUGAUGACAGACUUCCUUGGGCCAAGAAAUCGAAAACUGGGAACCCAUUGGAAACGAAGUAUCCGUAUGUUUGUCAUGCUGAAGUAAAUGCCAUACUAAACACAAACCAUGCAUCUGCAGCCGGCCAGAAGCUUUAUGUGACCAUGUUCCCUUGCAAUGAAUGUGCAAAGGUUAUUAUACAGUCUGGUGUUAGCGAGGUCAUCUAUUUUGUGGAAAAGACACCAAAUGACUCAGAUGUUAUUUAUGUAGCCUCUCACAAGCUCUUAUCCCUGGCCAACAUCAAAGUUAGGAAGCAUCAACCGGAGAUGGAUCAGAUCAUGAUUAAGUUUGAAGAACACUUACUCCAACCAGAGACCUAAUUGUUCCAAUUUUAGGACCAAAUAUUAGAAUCUUAAGAUUACUGUAUUUCAGACGUA
Molecule: messenger RNA, 876 nt
Organism: Camelina sativa (false flax)
Lineage: Eukaryota; Viridiplantae; Streptophyta; Magnoliopsida; Brassicales; Brassicaceae
Cellular component (GO): cytoplasm
Molecular function (GO): zinc ion binding; dCMP deaminase activity
Source: RefSeq, a predicted model, not a curated record